Molecule: messenger RNA, 3728 nt
Organism: Mya arenaria
Lineage: Eukaryota; Metazoa; Mollusca; Bivalvia; Myida; Myidae
Product: U1 small nuclear ribonucleoprotein 70 kDa-like
Exons: 10
Coding region: 173-1351 (392 amino acids)
Biological process (GO): mRNA splicing, via spliceosome
Cellular component (GO): U2-type prespliceosome; U1 snRNP; precatalytic spliceosome
Molecular function (GO): U1 snRNA binding; mRNA binding
Source: RefSeq, a predicted model, not a curated record
UGUAUAGUGGCCUGUGUAAACGAAACAAGCGAUUUCAGGUACGAGGUAGUCAGCGUGUAAAUCGAUUGCGAACACACAGAGAUAGCUAACAGAAAACGUCGAUAAAACCCACGAGAAACCAACACAUCACUGCAUUAUAUUUCCAGACUAAGAGAAGAGAGUUCUGGUUAAUAUGACGGCAUUUUUGCCUCCGAAUUUACUGGCUUUAUUUGCCGCAAGAGACCCUAUUCCAUACCUGCCGCCUAAUGACAAGCUUGGAUUUGAGAAAAAAAGGAAUGGUUAUGGUGGAGUAGCACAAUAUCUCAAGGAGUUUGAGGAUCCAAAAGACACACCCCCUCCGACAAGAGUUGAAACAAAAGAUGAACGCAAGGAGAGAAAGAGGAAGGAGAGAGCUGAGCAGAUUGCCUAUAAGUUGGAGCAGGAUUUGGCCCUUUGGGACCCACAUGCAGCGAACCCAUCUACAGAUCCAUACAAGACACUGUUCGUAGCUAGAAUUAACUAUGACACAAGCGAGUCCAAGAUCAGAAGAGAGUUUGAGGUAUACGGCCCUAUCAGAAAAAUAAAGCUGGCCAGUGACAAAAUAUCAGAAUCUGGAAAACCAAGAGGCUAUGCCUUCAUUGAGUACGAGCAUGAGCGUGAUAUGCACUCUGCGUACAAGCAUGCAGACGGUAAGAAGAUUGAUGGACGCCGUGUGCUUGUUGACGUGGAGCGAGGUCGUACAGUGAAAGGAUGGAGACCUCGUAGACUUGGUGGCGGGCUUGGAGGCACAAGGAAGGGAGGCCCUGAGGAAAACACACGGUACUCUGGCCGUGAUGACUACACUAGGGGCGAGUAUCGUGACCGAGAUCGUGACAGGGAACGGCCCGAGAGAGGGGAGCGGGAACCAGAACCGGAGUCUCGAGAACGUGAUAGGCCAGAGAGGAAGAGGAGGUCAAGGUCACCGAAGUCACGUGACCGUGAUCGGGAACGUCGUAGGAGAAGUAGGAGUAGGGAUAAGAAACGUGAAAAAGAUGGAGAGCCAGUGGAAGAAGAAAAAGAAAAAGAAAAGGAUAAAGACAAGGAAAAGGACCGCGACAGGAAGAAGCGAUCACGACGAAGCCGAUCACGUGACCGCAAGAAGAGGAGCAGGUCACGUGACCGCGAACGUAAACGCAAAAGGUCAAGGAGCGGGGAGAGGAAACCGAAAUCCGAAGGAGACCAGAAGGACCAGCCCUCGGAUGAAGUCGGGGUGAAGGUGGAGAUGGAGGGGGGUGAUGAGGGCUAUGGAGGAGGGUAUGAGAAUGGAGAAAAGAAGCAGGCCGAAUACACAGAGGAGGAGGGCCAAUAUGAGGAGGAGGGGGCCACGGAUUAGGGGUCGUCAUUGUGAUUGUCGUAGUGUGGGGUAAUGCCCAGUGUUAGGACUCAGAACAUCAAUACACUGAUCGGAAAUAUCCAAUUAUGUUGCUAAAGUUGGUAACCAUCAUUCUAAAAUACGAAAAUACUCGGCGAAAAAAUCAGAAUUAUCAACAAACUGAAAUUGUGUCUGCAUUUUAAAUAUAAGUUACUGACUACAGACAUUAACAUACUGAAGUACAGGUUGAAAGCACCAUUUGAAAGACUUAAUACAGCAAUAAAUGAGAAAUUUAUUUCCAAUUCAUUUGUGUCGCUAUUUAAAUCUACAUGUUGAUUGAGUACUUAGUAAAACUAAUAGCAGCGUGAUAGACACAUGAACAAAUGGAUAUCACUGGAAAGUUUUGCGAAUAAACAGUUCAUGGUUAUUAACGCUAUCUAUAACGUAAUCAUUUUAGUGUGGUCGUACAAGGCCAUCAACCUUAUGAGCAUCUGUGUUCUGUUUAUUUCACCAUUUAAUUUAUUUGUGCUAGAAAAUCACAAAAUCUUAAAGGGACUUGUACACGUUUUUAUAUUGGCAACGAUUUUAAAGUUUGUUGAAAUCAGGUUAUUUUAUGUAUUUUCAAGAACAAACACCAAACAGCAGCUGGCAUAUGCUUAUUUGAACACAAUUUUGUGAAUCCAAGACUAAAAUAGUUGAAUUUUUAAUGACAUUACCUGGCAAAAAAGUAUUUUGGCUCACGGUUUGAAGUAAUUAUCUACAAUUCAUUGAAAUAAGCAUUGUUUUCACAUUUUAAACAAAAUUAGUUUUUAUUGUCUGACGCUAUAAAACAUGAAGGGUCCCUUUGAUAUUUUUCUGUUCAAGAUGUAUUCAUCUCAGUGUUCAGUGUAAAAUUGGUAUUUCAAUUGAUUGUUUUUCAGUAGACUCAAACAGAACAAUAAUGUUUCUUAGUUUGUUUAUAAACAUGCUUUAUCAUUUGCUACACAUGUUCAUAUUGUGCUGCAUAUUCCAAACAAGUCGUGGGUUAGAACAAUCAUGUUUCAUAUUUUGAUUAUAUAUAUGAUAUAUUAUUUGCUACAUGUGUAAAUAUUGUGCUGAAAAAUUCAAACAAGUCGUGGGUUUUAUUGACGUCACGUUUCAUUGACAGCAAAGUAGGAAAUUGUCUCCUUUAUUGUGACUGAUUAUGUAAAUUUUCUAUGGGGCCUAAAAAAAAAAUACAUUUGGUUCGGGUUACCCGACCCUACCUACGGAAUAGGCGCCGACCCUAACUUUUUUAUAGUCAGUUUGAAAAAAAAAUGAAAAACUAAAAAAAAAAAAAAAAAAAUUUUUUUCCUUGUUUUUUUUUUGCUUUUCAAUAUGUAGUUUAAAACCGUAAUUGCUUAUAUAGAAGAUAACUUUAACACCAUUCUCCAAUGAUGAAAAUGACAUUCUUAUAUAAAGCCUAAUAAAAAAAAAAAUAAAAAAAAAUAGAAAGCCUACCUACCCUACCUAUUUUUGAAAAGGAUGUAACCCUAACCAAACGAUUUUUUUUUUAGGCCUUGACUUAAAUUUGAGAGUUGUAAUAUUUGAUAGAACAGAAAAUUUAUUUACCAGAAGAUCAUAGAACCAUGUGGCCGAAUUUUGAUAUCUUUGUCUGCUGACCAUAUGGGUUCUAAAGUUUCAGGAUUAUCUUGAAAUCAGGAUUGAGAUCUUUUAACUUCAGGCUAUUGUACAGUUGUAACGGUUGUAUUUGCUCGGACAUAUGCAUCAAAAACAAAAGGAGUAUCUUGAAAUUACUUUGGGAAUGGUUACAAAAUGGGUCUAUGUCACUUAACCCUGUUUUGGGCAUGAACCAUCAUUCUCACACAGACCUCCAGCUAUUUUUCAGGAUUGGCAAUUAUCACCUGUAAGAACCUUUGUUACCAUAUAUGAACAAAUGAUGAAGAUUAAUUGCAUACCUUGUCAUUUCAAAAUUCUUAAAAUCAAGCAUUUCUGUACUUUUUUUCGGAAUCCAAUCAGUUAAAAUAAACAUUGUUUAGAGCUUGAUUAUUUUACAACACUUGCAAAAUAUGUUUUGACAACAUUAACAAUAAGCACCAUCCAUAGCCUUUAAAAAAAGGGAAGUAAUUGAGAUUCAGAAAACACAAAUGCUUCGUUCCACUACUAUCCCUGGUUCACAUCCAGACAUGACUAACUGAGCUUUUAUCAUCAUCUAUCAUCUUGCCAUGUUUCAACAACUAUUUAUCACCAUUAUGAACAUCUUGCUGUGCAAUGUUGUCCAAUUUUCUGUUCAUCGUUACUCUAGUACAAUAACGUAAUAAUUGCUUAUAAAUAAGAAUGGGAGCAGAUAUUGAGUUCUUGUAUUAAGGUGACGUCAUGUUACUUUAGGACGUGUGUAAUAAAGUGAAGAAAAAAGAUA